AAAUUUGAAAUUAUUUGGUGCAACACAUCCUAACUCCCUCUUCUUUGGCAUUGCUCCUAACUUCCUCAGUUGGGGCUUGAUACUCCCAACUCUCGAAUCUUCUUCCUAAUCGAAUGGCGGGGGCUGCGACAGUAUCGCCCUACAUCAGCCUCACAUGUACCAAUCUUCGCAACACCAUCUCACCCUCUCGGCCUCUCUCGUUCCCUCCUCAAUCACUAGUUCUUCGUCACCACUUCUUCAGAACCAGGUUCAAUGGAAACUCGAGGCUUAUCAGCACUCAUCGCUCAAAGGGUUCGAUUGGUGAAGAAGAAUUGGAGGAAAUUGAUGAAGCUUUCUCGUAUAAUAAUGACAAUGUGAUCGGCGAAGAAGAAGAAGAGAGCGAUGAAGAUGAUGAUACGGAGAGCAGUCUCGAUUUGCUAUUCAGGUUUCUCCAAAGCAUGUUUAAGAAGCUCUCCAAGCGUGUUCGAAAGGCCUCUCGUUCUGUCUUGCCUGCUGUCAUUCCUCCUCAGCUGGUAUACUUUCUACUCUCUCUCUCUCUCUCUCUCUCUCUUUCUGAGCGUAUUGUCUCUAGCUUCUUGAAUAUUGAAUGUGGUGAUAAAAAUAAUUUUUUGUGACUAUUUUUUACGUAU
Molecule: messenger RNA, 629 nt
Organism: Camellia sinensis
Lineage: Eukaryota; Viridiplantae; Streptophyta; Magnoliopsida; Ericales; Theaceae
Source: RefSeq, a predicted model, not a curated record